AUGGCUUCACAAACGCGUAAUGGCGGCUCCACAUUGAUAUCUAUUUCGCGCAGUGGUGAUUACGUUGUGCGGAUUCGUGACAAGGAAAUAGCAGUACAUUCCGCAAUUCCAAUUGAGGGAACUCGCUUCCUCCAAUCUAGCAAACUCAGCGAACCAUUAGCAACACAGCUUAAAUUCGUCAAAAUCUCGCAGCCUGAUGUAUCAGAAGAAUCCGAGAACAAGGGCAACGACAAUGGCGGCGAUGAAUAUCCUUUAGAGCUUACUUCACAACAGCGUGUUAUUUGUGGAAGUGAAAACCGCAUCUCCGUGUGGCAGAUCAAUUCGCUCGAAUGGCAUGCAAAUAUCGAGAAUAUCGAGCCGAGUGUCACGUCGGUUGAUUUUGGAGCAAGGGAUGACGAGGUCCUUUUGUUUCACGCCUGGAGUUCCAAGGCGACUAUUUUUAACCUUGACUCGGCACGGAGUCUGGUCAUCAAAUCGCCCAAAUUCUGCAACCCAAGCAGCCAAGGACACGGUUAUCGCCCACGGACGAGGCAGCUUGCUAUUCUACUGAAACCAGAGGCAACUGACUUGCUGACUAUCCACGAAGCCUAUUCUUAUGAAGUUAUCACUAAAGUGGUUUUACCUACAGUCGAUGCCCAGGGCUUAAAAUGGAGUCCUGAUGGCAGAUGGAUUGCCGUCUGGGAUGUCCCCAGCAAUGGUACCAAAAUACUCAUUUACACAGCUGAUGGCCAGCUUUUUCGUACAUACUCCGGACCUAAAGAGAUGGAAAGUGUCCACGACCUUGGCAUCAAAUGCAUCGAAUGGGCACCUCUGACACGCCGAAACCCUAACUCUGAACUAUUAGUUGUUGGCAAAUAUGAUGGAACGGUAGAGUUACUCAAUACUCGGACAUUCACAUGUUCUACGACACUAUCACACACCUUUCAGAUCGACACUCAGUCACCUAUGAUCUGGCGCGAACGCAUGUCGCCCGAGGGAAAACUUGAAUAUGCAGAGGCGUCUUCCUCGUCUGCAUUUACUACAGCCAGUUCUGACUCGUCCAACUUACCCCGUGGGGUUUCUACGCUGAAUUUCUCACACAAUGGCGAAUUUCUCGCUACAAUAGACCAAACCCGGCCGAAUAUCGUAUGGAUAUGGUCUUUGGGCAACCCCAUCACUCUAGAAUCCGCAUUGGUCCACGAUCACAAUGUCCGAAACAUAUCUUGGCAUCCACGAGCGCAAGAGCUUCUAAUAACAACUUCUAAUGGUACUUUUGCUGUCGCUCAUGUGUGGUCACUGGACCGCAAUCCAGUCAUUGCAGGAAUUCCAGUUGGGCGAAGCGAAGCAGGUAGAUACGAUGUUACGUGGGUUAUAGCGACUGCUCGCGAUGAACCAGAGACAUUCUGGUUCUGCACCCCUGAUGAUGCUGUUCUUGGUCAUGUUACGGUGGGUAAUGAUGGACAUGGCUAUUUUAAUAUGCUGCAUUCUGUCAGUAAAGGUGAUUUGAUGGCGAAUAUAGCAGGCAAUUAUCAAGCAUAG
Molecule: messenger RNA, 1518 nt
Organism: Talaromyces rugulosus
Lineage: Eukaryota; Fungi; Ascomycota; Eurotiomycetes; Eurotiales; Trichocomaceae
Exons: 3
Coding region: 1-1518 (505 amino acids)
Biological process (GO): mitotic sister chromatid segregation; protein localization to mitotic spindle pole body; microtubule anchoring at mitotic spindle pole body
Cellular component (GO): microtubule organizing center; mitotic spindle; MWP complex
Molecular function (GO): protein binding
Source: RefSeq, a predicted model, not a curated record